Molecule: messenger RNA, 2195 nt
Organism: Onychostoma macrolepis
Lineage: Eukaryota; Metazoa; Chordata; Actinopteri; Cypriniformes; Cyprinidae
Product: ADP-ribosylhydrolase ARH1-like
Exons: 9
Coding region: 436-1836 (466 amino acids)
Source: RefSeq, a predicted model, not a curated record
UUUAUUUUGCUUCAAUUGCACCUGACAACAUUUUAAACAUUUAAAUUAGCCGCGAAUUUAACCUGUCUCAUGCUGAGGGCCCAUAAGUUAAACACGAUGGCGCAAUUAAGCAACCGCGAGGACUGAAAAUAUAAUUCUGUAUAUUACUAAAGACUGAAGAUAAUACCGCAGCGAUAGAUUCUGUAUGUAAUUGGUUUUAUUCUACAUAGAGGACACUUUAUAAAUCUUCAGAGAAUGGGUGCGGCAUUCACAACCUGAUGCAGUUUGAAAGACGGACGGAUGGGAGCUAAGCCAAAGGCUCCUGAAGUCCCUCCUCAGAGUCUCCGUCUGCCGCCGCUUGGUGUCGUUCAGGAACGUGGGUAUCUGCGCAGAAACAUCGAGAACACGAGCACCAGGGAAACAGUGAGUGUGGACAUUACCUUCAGCUAACGUAGCAUGGACGUGCCAGACGAUGGAGUCUCCGAUGAUCACAGUGUUGCGUUCCGUCUCGUGGAGGGGAGCGAAGCGGUUCCGGGUGGAGAUCUCGAAGGCCGGAGGCGGCGAGGUCGUCGCCCGGACCUGGCUUGCGUCUUCCGCUGCUGGUGCACCCAGGGUCCGUCGUGUCCCGGCGCCGGCGUGAAGGACAUCUGGGAAGAUCGCCUCCUGGGUGUGCGGGGCCUGUGCAGAGAAACGCACGGAGUAGAGGUGGUGGGACUGUUAGCAGCACGCUGUAUACUUACCCCGGACUUACCCACGGAUCUGCUUCUCCACGGCCUCGAACGCAUCCUCACCUGCACUCAAAGUACUGUGGAACAUUACACAGCAGGCAUGCUGCUCAGUGGUGUAGGAGAUGCUCUGGGUUACAGGAAUCAACUGUGGGAAUACAACCAAUCUGGCCCUGCCAUCCACCAGGAACUGCAAGAGCUAGGGGGACUGAAAAACAUCUCUGUGGAGCUUCCUGAUUGGCCAGUUAGUGAUGACACAGUGCUUCACUUGGCAACCGCUGAGGCUCUAGCAACAGGAAAAGCAGGCGAGGAGCUACUGCAUGAGGUUGCUUUCCGAUAUAUGGAGGGAAUGAAGGACAUGGAAGGAAGGAAGCCAGGACCUUCAAGUAUUCUAGGUAUUGCACAGUUGCGCCCAGGCACUGAAGGGGGUUACAGGGUACCAUAUAACCCAGAAGCCACAGGUUGUGGGGCAGCCAUGAGGUCCAUGUGCAUUGGCCUUAGAUAUCCUCGUCCUGAUCAGCUGUCCUCACUGGUUGAGGUUGCUGUGGAGACUGGAAGAAUGACCCAUCCUCAUCCAACCGGUUUCCUUGGAGCUGUGGCUUCAGCAUUGUUCACCACUUAUGCAGUCCAGCGAAGACCAAUCACAACCUGGGGUCUGGGUUUAUUGGAGGAGGCUUGUCCUGUCGCAAAAACAUUUGUUAAGUCUGCAGGAUAUGCUGUUAUGGAGACUGAGAGAGACUGGGACUACUUUACUGGAAAAUGGAAAUGGUAUUUGGAUCUAAGAGGAUUGUCUUUGGGGACUGGGCCAGUUACUUGGCCUGACCAGUAUGGGCCAGCAGAACGAGAUGAGGCCUACAAGAGCUUCAGUCUGUCAGGUUGGGCUGGUCGAAGUGGUCAUGAUGCUCCAAUGAUCGCUCUGGAUGCCCUCUUAGGAGCAGGCUUAGACUGGGAGGAACUCAUGAGUCGAUCAGGAUUUCAUGGAGGAGACAGUGACAGUACUGCAGUGAUUGCCUGCUGCUGUUGGGGUCUGCUGUAUGGAAUGUACAGAGUCCCACAGUGUAACUAUAGAAACGUGGAGUACAGGGGACGACUGGAGAGUGUGGCUCAAAAGCUGUAUGCUCUUUCUCGCUGACGAAGCCAAACUGUGAACGGAGAAAAUACUAAAAGAGAAAUAAAUCACAUAGGAAUAAGAUGGCAUGUCAGAACAUUGUCACUAUGCUGAAUAUUUUAGAUCAGUGAACAUUUUUCAUAUAUGACAUACCCUUAAGCUGCGUUCACACUGACAGCAAUUUGAAUUGCUCUAGGUUGCCAAUAUCACUUGUAGGUGUUCUGCACUCAUGCCACCUUAAAAGGCACACAAUCAUCAAAAAUAAUGAGGUUGCUUUGUUGAUGCAAAUUACAGUCUGUGUGAAUUCUCCUUUAAAUCUAAUGCACGUUACAUGUAUAUUUCUACAUUAAAAAUAAUAAGUAAUAAAGAAAUACAUUAAAAUA